Paramecium pentaurelia is the source of this 271-nucleotide messenger RNA. NCBI's taxonomy places the organism in Eukaryota, Ciliophora, Oligohymenophorea, Peniculida, Parameciidae. The record is from the annotation of a GenBank genome assembly.
AUGCUAUGUAUCAUUAUAUAAACAAAGCAAUAAAAUGAUUAGGAGAUAAAUACUGCAAAUUACUAUUUAAAGGAAGUAUAAAUUAUUAAUGAAAAUAGUUUAUUUUUCAAUAUUUCAAAGAUUAAAUGAAUAGAAGACAUAGAUUCGAUCCUAUAUGUAUUAAAUAUUGUUAUUAUUAGAUUAACAUUCUGUAAUCUUAAAAAAUGGGUAGGGCAAUAUCAAUAUCAAAAUAAAUCUAAAAAUUUUGACCUUAAAUGAUGAUGUUUUUUGA